AUGUCAACCAUCAUGAUCAGUCACCGCCAUGAAUUAUACGCACCACGAGCACGAACGUACCGCACAGCGAACAACGACAAGCCCAGAAGCAACAAGCACACGUCCUUGAAAAUCACAUAUCGUCUGGGGGAUAUUCCAUGGAGGGCAUACGUCACGCACAUCUCGGCAAUGAAUGGGUAUAUCAUCAUAUUGCAACCGUUACCAAGGUAUCCUAUGAGGGCCACUAUUACUUGGAAGCCGCUGGUGGCCGGUGACGCUACUGCAAUGGUGACUGCGGAAAAAUCAAUGCCGUUAUCGUUAGUCAGCAUAAUAUAA
Messenger RNA from Macrosiphum euphorbiae (potato aphid), 315 nucleotides. Lineage: Eukaryota; Metazoa; Arthropoda; Insecta; Hemiptera; Aphididae. The record is from the annotation of a GenBank genome assembly.